This is a messenger RNA of Eimeria tenella, 297 nucleotides long. RefSeq lists its product as uncharacterized. The transcript has a single exon. Lineage: Eukaryota; Apicomplexa; Conoidasida; Eucoccidiorida; Eimeriidae. The record is from RefSeq and is a predicted model, not a curated record. The coding region runs from base 1 to 297 and encodes 98 amino acids.
AUGCUGACAGGAAAUGUCGACAGACAAAAGGUUGAAAAGCAGCAGCAGCGGGACAGCAGCAGCAGCGGCUUAAAAGCAGCAGCAGCAGCCGCAGCACAGCAGCAACAGCAGCGUAACAGCAACAACAGCAAAGCCGCAGCAGCAGCAGCAGCAGCAAAGCAGCAGCAAGGCCAGCAGCAGCAGACUGCGCUAGCGGCAGCAAAUGAGCCAACCACAGCAACAACGAUGGUAGAGCAGCAGCAGCAACAGCAGCAACAGCAGCGCCAACAGCAGCAGCAGCAGCAGCAGCAGAUGUAG